Messenger RNA from Eruca vesicaria subsp. sativa (arugula), 1566 nucleotides. The record is from the annotation of a GenBank genome assembly. Lineage: Eukaryota; Viridiplantae; Streptophyta; Magnoliopsida; Brassicales; Brassicaceae.
AUGAAGGAGAUUGCGUCGAGGAUUCCAAAGCGUAAGGCUGAGCCGACGCCGUUCGCCGGGAAGAAGCUUCGAUCACUUCCUUCACGCCGGAAGAGAGAUCAAAUCUCUCCAGCUCCUAUCCAUCCACCUCUCUGCCUCAAGGAAACAGGAGUCUCCACUACUUCCAUCGAUUCCUCCUCCAAUUUGUUCUCUUCAGUCGACGACAACGUUUCAUGCGGUUCUAGCCGAGUCGAGAAGAGCUUGAAGAAUCUAAUCGAAGAGGAAGAAGAAGUUUCUAGACCUGGUAACGAUGUGAAGGAGGAGACGAAGUUUCGGAGGAUCACUAGAUCAUACUCUAAGCUAACCAAGGAGAAGGACGGAGACGAGAUUGAAGUAAGCGAAUCGUCCUUCACACGAUCCGACGUGACAUUUGCCGAGAGUAAGGAGAGCGACGUCGUUUCAUUCGUUUCGGCUGUGGUGGAGUCUUGCUCGAAACUCGAAGAAACUGAAAUCUCCAAACCGAGUGGAUUCGUGGAACUGAAGCCGGAGGUUGAGACAGUUGGAUUCGUCUCCGAUCUCGCUUGCACGGAGACGUUCUCGGGGGAAGAUGUUUCUGAGUAUUACGAGGACGAGUCAUCGGAGAUAUUUUCACUCGAUUCAUCGGAUUACACUCCGUCGAUGUUUUCCGAUUCCGGAAGCGAAUUCUCUGAGAAAUCUGGCUCUGCUUCUCCUAUUUCACAUUCUCGCUCUCUCUACCUUCAGUACAAGGAACAGUUCUGUAGAUCCACGAUUCCCAACGAUUUCGAAUCUUCUCGCCAUGAUCAAAACCGUGAAACUCAGCCUGAACUGAUAAGGUUUGAAGAUGAAGAGGUGGAGGAGAGCUACCAAAUGCUGAGGGAAAGAGAGAGAAGUCAUGCGUAUUUGCGUGACUGUGCUAAGGCUUACUUCUCCAGGAUGGACCAUACUGAUUUCAUCCCUCGUCUACGCUUGAUCAUGGUUCAAUGGAUUGUGGAGCAAUGUUCUGACAUGGGGCUUCAGCAAGAGACCUUGUUUCUUGGAGUUAGUCUGCUCGAUCGAUUCCUGAGCAAGGGAUCCUUCAACAGCGAGAGGACUCUGGUACUAGUCGGGAUUGCGAGUCUUACUUUGGCCACCAGGAUUGAAGAAAACCAACCUUACAAUAGCAUCCGGAAAAGGAACUUCUACAUUGAGAACCUAAAGUAUAGCCGUCAUGAAGUGGUGGCAAUGGAGUGGCUGAUUCAAGAAGUCCUCAACUUCAAAUGCUUCUCACCCACAAUCUUUAACUUCUUAUGGUUUUACCUAAAAGCUGCUCGAGCCAGUCCAGAAAUUGAAAGGGUAGCGAAAUCAUUUGCUGUUACCUCCCUUGCCGAUCACACUCAACUCUGUUUUUGGCCCUCGAGCGUAGCAGCUGGACUCGUAGUUCUCGCCUGCAUCAAACACAACAAAAUCUCAGCCUACCAACGAGUUGUAAAGGUUCAUGUUAGAACAAAAGAUAACGACCUGCAUGAAUGCGUCGAGGUAUCUUCUAAACAUCACUCUCAUAGUGUCAUUCUCUACUACGAGGGUUAA